AUGGAACGAUUUGGAGUGAAGUCUGCUCCAUCACGUAACCGCUCAAAGACUGCUUUGUAUGUGACUCCUCAGGAUCGCGUAACUGAGUUUGGCAGUGAGCUGCACGAAGAUGGAGGAAAACUCUUCUGUACUUCCUGCAAUGUGGUUCUGAAUCACGUUCGCAAGUCUGCUAUCAAUGACCACCUCAAGUCUAAAACACACACAAAGCGAAAGGCAGAGUUUGAAGAACAGAACGUCAGGAAGAAGCAAAGGACUCUGACUGCCUCCCUUCAGUGCAACAGUACUGCCCAGACAGAGAAAACCAGCGUCAUCCAGGACUUUGUGAAAAUGUGCCUGGAAGCUAAUAUUCCGCUUGAGAAGGCUGAUCAUCCUUCUGUGCGAGCCUUCCUGUCCCGCUACGUCAAGAAUGGCAGUUCGAUACCCAAGUCAGACCAGCUAAGGAAAGCAUACCUGCCUGAUGGGUAUGACAAUGAGAACCAGCUCAUCAAUACUGAAGACCGUUGAGAAGAAAACUUUUCAUCAUCGUUGUGAAGUUUUACAUAUUGAUGGUGUGGUUUAUUUUUAUAUUCAUGCAUAUAUACAGUGUUACAUAUUGGUUUUUGCAAGCUAUUUUGUAUUAUUGUAGAAAUGACAAUCUAUUUGUGAACUUAGUGGUAUGCCACAGACUGUUGCUAACCCUGCAACCCUGCUGUAGACAUCAGAGCUACAUUGAUGUAGAACUCAUGAUGAAUGUAGGGAACAUACCUGGCAUACACCUUCAGUCCAGCUGUAACUGACGCUAAGAAAAAGGCACUUGGAUGGAGGACCUCACUUACCUAAACUGUGCAUCUGAAUAUACAAGGAAGAUGAUGCGGUAGGGAUUGUUAAUCAUGUCAGUGGAUUGCUUUGUCCAGUAUCCUCCUGUCCAUGGGUGACUAAGAAGAAUUGCUGCACAUU
Messenger RNA from Fulmarus glacialis (Northern fulmar), 936 nucleotides. RefSeq names its product CGG triplet repeat binding protein 1 (gene CGGBP1). The transcript has a single exon. The coding region runs from base 1 to 504 and encodes 167 amino acids. Lineage: Eukaryota; Metazoa; Chordata; Aves; Procellariiformes; Procellariidae. Gene Ontology annotation, molecular function: double-stranded DNA binding. Gene Ontology annotation, biological process: regulation of transcription by RNA polymerase II. The record is from RefSeq and is a predicted model, not a curated record. Gene Ontology annotation, cellular component: nucleus.